AUGGCACAACCUGAAGCUGCUAGCACCCUUGCUCCUCCGCCCACCAUCUCCGUUCAGCGUCCGCCCACGCCGGACAUGGAAUCGCAGCCUGGGACCACGACUGCAAACGGGGCCGCUGCCCACCGUAACCCCAGCGGCCGCCUCAGACAGCUCCAUGCGGGGCUCUGGAACCGCAUCCUGAUCUGGCUGAAAGUCAGAGAUGCGGCGGACCCGCUGUUGCGCCCCGGCGCCAGACCACAGACGGAGGAGAAAGCGCUUCGCCUGCCUGUCGGGCCGAGCGUCGCUUCCUUGGUCGGCGCAACAGCAAACCUUGCAUUUCAGUCCCUUGCAAUUGACGACUCCGAAGGAAGUCGGCCGCAUCGGCCAGAUCAGGCUCAUUGGAACGAGUUACUACCCCCUUUAGAUGCUGGUGCAGCUGUCAGUAGCUUAGUGGGCACAACUGCAAGUUUGGCAUACCUUGCUGUGGGUUUACCAGAUGCUGAUAAUAGUCCAUUCCGGCGGUCAUGCCGUGAGCAUGCCCAAAUCUGGAAAUUGUACAUGGAUAUUGCUCAGAACUUUGAUAAAUCACUGGCCGAGACUUUCAAUAGUGAUUUAGACUCCCUCCUCAUUUUUGCAGGCUUAUUCUCUGCAAUUCUUUCAGCCUUCUUGAUUGAAGUCAGAAGAGGCCUAGAGGAAGACCUGCAAAGUGUUACCAAUACUCUGCUGAAAAACUUGAUACAGGUUCAGGCCAAUGCCUCCAGUAUCAUUCCCCCUACAGAGCCUUUUAGCCCUACACCCUCAACCCGCUUUGUCAAUGCUCUGUGGUUCACAAGCCUGACAUUCAGUCUUCUCAGUGCUCUAGGUGCCAGUGCUGCAAAAUCAUGGGUCACCCAGCUAGCAAAACUCUCAGGGUCUAGCUGGAGCAAUGCUUCUGCUCAUUGCCGCCGUCUGAGGGGCAUUCAGCGCUGGCACUUUGCAGCAUUUGUCCAGUCUCUCCCCUUCUUUCUCCAUGUGGCAUUUUUCCUCUUUGGUGCUGGGCUUGUCAUCAUCCUUUUCCAGGAUGACAAAAGCAUUGGCAUUCUGACAUUGGCCUUGACAUCCAUAGUAGCCAUACUUUAUGUGGGAAAUAUUGUCUUCUCUGCCAUCUAUCCAGAUUCCCCAUAUAGGACACCACUGUCUGGCCUUCUGCAGCGCUAUGUCCUAGGUCUCAAGCCCCGGACCAUCAAACUACUUGCCUCUCCAGAAGAGGAUGAUGCACGGAAAGCUCAGGCUUUGGCCUGGCUGCUUGCCCAGCCAGUACCUCUGGAAACAACACAGGCAACAAUCAGAGCAAUUGCUGGACUACCAUUCAGCAAAUCUGUCCAGCAUGAACUUUAUCAUGGAACAACCACAGCCAUGCUUUCUACCCAGCUGAUUGAUGAGAUUGCUGAUGUACCAGCAGGAACAAAGCCUUCCUCUGACUCACUACAGCAUCUGCUGUAUGCACUGCUCCAUUUGGUCCAGACAGCUCCUGAGGAAGCUCCUGCAUCAUCAGCUGCAAGAGAUGCUCUCAAAAGACUUGUAAUUGGUGUUGGACCCUUGGUACAUAUUGCCUGGCUUCCAUUGCAGGUUCAAGCUCCAGCAAUGUGUCUUAAAGCUGCAAUUAUCUACUUUUUAAGUGGAAAGGAGUUGGUCAAGCAAAAUGCCCAAUUAUUCUCUGUGCAAAUUCCCUAUAUGGCCCGCACAUGCUCUGAGAAAUGUUUACGCUAUUUGUUCACUCGGCUAGCCUAUAGUAACUGGUCACUGGAGCAGCGGACAAUACCUAAAUGGAUGCAAGAGUUAGGAAAGCCAAAACUAGAGCGUCAGGCAGAACAAAUACUCAAAUGGUUAACACUUGAAGGCAAAACAGCUUUUUCACAAAAGCUAUUGCAAUAUCUCCCUCAACUCCUUCACUCCCCCAAUGACACCAUACAGCUUUCAGUAUUGCAACUUCUGCAGGCAUCUAACAUUAGGGAUUUGAAUGACACUCAGACAAAAGAACUGUCAUCAAUAUUAUUCAAUGUUCUUACACAUAGUCACUCAUCAUCUGUGCAGCAGGCUAUAGUCAAGCUUCUAAUAACUGAUGCAACCUUCUCCACUGAUGUGCCACUGCCAGACCUUCUCCAAAGCCUUCUCCAGUUGGUUCAGACAACUGUUUUUGAGAGUGCAGCUUUAGCACUUGAAUGUAUUAUUAAAUUCUCAGAUAUUCAUGAUGAAUUCUUUAAUCUAGUGUGCACUACAGAAAAUGCCAGAAUCAUUGUCCUUGCUGGGAUCUAUCACUCUAAUAGAGAGCAGGUCACAGAGAUUAUCCAAAAACUUCUUGAACGGGGGGGAAUAUGUAGACUGCUUCUCGGCACAGAGCUUGAAAAACAACUGAUUUCUCUGCUUGAUGUUGAUCAACCAGAUGAAAAUGCCAAUCCAGCUGUUAGCCUCAAUGAUAAGAGAAGGUUGGCUGUUAGCUGUAUCAGCUCAGUUUACACCUAUGGCAUGAGGUGGAGUACUAUCAACAAAGAUUCAUUAUCCUAUUUCUUCAAAACUGCCAGAACUGUGGAUAGCGAGAUAGAGGAGUUAAUUAUUGCAGCACUGAAGACUUUUAAUGACACAAAUGUUCAGCAAGACCUUCUCAGCAUUGCAUACAAUGAAGUUUAUACUUGUUUGGGAUCAGGGUACUAUUUGCAACAUGCAGUCAAGAUAAUUAGACAUCUGCUAAGUGAUCAGUUCUUAGUUCAGAUAUCCACCGCCACAAUUGAAGAUAAUACUGCAAAGAUUAUACAGAAUCAUGGGAAUAGUGGAGUUGAUGUCAUAGUUGCAAUUUUUGACUCUGAGCAAAGCACACUGUAUAGGCUCUGUGGAAAAUCUGUCAUUGUGGAAAUUCUCAUCAAACAGCUUGAGGAUAUCAGUUGGUCUACAAGACGAGAUGCUGUCCAAUUUAUACAUCAAAUAUUCAAACAUGCCCAAUCUAUUGAAGACCUGGCAAAUUUAUUGCCAUUGUCAACAUUAACUGGCCUUCUUAUAGAUGGAGAUGAGGAUGUUCGAUAUGCAGUGAUUCAGUGUCUCAAUUUUACUGAAGAGAAAGGAAUAUAUUCCCACAAGCCAAUAUUAGAUGUCCAACAGAUAAAAGCAAUCAUAGCAGAUACAGAUUCAAGUGUUUGUCAGUCAGCAAUGACAUUCUUUGUUAGGGUAAUGAAAAGAGAAGUGCCUGAAUAUACAGACCAGGAGGCUACAGAUAUAUUCUCCCAUAUUAUAACACUGGCAAAUGACUCUAGUCGGGGAGGAGUACAAAUGCAUGCAAUUAGGACAGUGAUAGAUCUGUGGGCUCUUGAUGGUGAUGUUGGAGAACUUAGAACUAUAGUGGGUGUCAAAGAUUAUCUCAAUGACUCAUCUUGGCGAGUACGUAUGGGUGCUGUGGCUUGUAUGGGUGCUAUUCUCCAACAAGAAAAGGACAAUACACAGAUUGCUAUGUUUGAAACUAUUCAAAAUCUAGCUAUAUCAAUUGAAGACUCAGAUAAUGAUGUUCGAAAAACUAUCAUUAAAACUGUUGUUGACCUACUUUUGAUUGGUAUACACCUCAGCUAUCUUUAG
Molecule: messenger RNA, 3579 nt
Organism: Mycena indigotica
Lineage: Eukaryota; Fungi; Basidiomycota; Agaricomycetes; Agaricales; Mycenaceae
Exons: 20
Coding region: 1-3579 (1192 amino acids)
Source: RefSeq, a predicted model, not a curated record